AUGGCAGAAGCAGAGCCAACUCGUUCUCCAAUCCACGAGACUGACAGAGAGGAGAAGUGGGACUCUGAUUUGGAGGAUGAAGAUGAAGUUAUCGCUCGCGGUUAUUAUCGCAAGGGUUCAAGUCUCAAAAAUCGACUGAAGAGACCCUUCGGCCUUAUUAUGUGUAUGAAGGUUCAGUCUGUAAAAGAUCUUCAUUCUUUGGAGAGGAAGGUCCGCUGGCAAGCUAGAGGCGAUCUGGAGUCGAAAAAGCUUUGGUUUCGGGGGUUGACCAUGAAUACACUAAAGUCCACUCUGGCAUUUUUUGCCCCAGAGGUCAAUGCAGAGUUCGGGUCGGGAUUUUAUACUGCUGACAGUCUAAAAUGCGGCCUGGCGCAUGUUCGAACGGGUGCCGGAGCUAUUAUGGUCUUCAAAGACCCUGCCUUCAUGGACUCGAGUAUUGGCAGCCCAGUCUGGACGAAUGGACCGUUUGGGUGGCUAGGUGGACUUCCUUUCCACGGACAGCUACCAACAACCCAGCUCCGUUACAGCAUGACCCUGCGGACUUCAUUCAGGGACCUAUCAGUAGGUCGAAUCUUGAUACUGAAGGAAAAGGCGGUCCUGAGCAGUCGGAACUCACCCCAACUGGUUGCGGUCAGCAACAAGGGCUGCCAGAUCUUGGCUGAUUCCCUUGACAUGAUCAUCUUUGUUGGACCCAAAUGA
Aspergillus affinis is the source of this 699-nucleotide messenger RNA. RefSeq lists its product as uncharacterized. Lineage: Eukaryota; Fungi; Ascomycota; Eurotiomycetes; Eurotiales; Aspergillaceae. The coding region runs from base 1 to 699 and encodes 232 amino acids. The record is from RefSeq and is a predicted model, not a curated record. The transcript is spliced from 2 exons.